Messenger RNA from Nematolebias whitei (Rio pearlfish), 2163 nucleotides. It is a transcript of the gene wdr59, whose product is annotated as WD repeat domain 59. The record is from RefSeq and is a predicted model, not a curated record. The transcript is spliced from 20 exons. Gene Ontology annotation, molecular function: protein binding. Lineage: Eukaryota; Metazoa; Chordata; Actinopteri; Cyprinodontiformes; Rivulidae. Bases 7 to 2163 code for a protein of 718 amino acids.
AGGAAGAUGGCGGCACGAUGGAGUAGUGAGAAUGUUGUGGUGGAGUUUCGGGACGCUCAGGCCACUGCCAUGUCUGUGGAUUGCCUGGGCUCCCAUGCUGUACUGUCCUGCCGUCACUUCCUGUACAUGGUGAAUCUGGAGGCGCCGUCCGAAGCGCCGCGUAAAAUCGGACAUCACAGUAAGUGGGACUUGGGAUCGGUCCAGUGGAACCCCCACAGAUCAGAGUCUCAUGUUUUCGCUGCCUCGGUCAACCAGCGAGUGGAUCUGUACUGGUGGAGGGAAGGUUGUGGGGAGGCCCACGCCUCCCUGCAGGGACACACUCGGGUCAUCAGUGAUUUGGACUGGUCCUGGUUUGAUCCGGAGCUCCUGGUCACCAGUUCUGUGGACACUUACAUCUACAUCUGGGACACCAGAGACACUCGGAAACCCACAGUGGCGCUUUCUGCUGUGGCCGGAGCAUCUCAGGUGAAGUGGAACAAGAAGAACCGACACCUGCUGGCAUCCAGCCAUGAUGGAGACAUUCGGGUCUGGGACAAAAGAAAGCCCAGCACGGCGGUGGAGUACGUGGCGGCUCAUCUGUCUAAGAUCCAUGGCCUCGACUGGCAUCCAGACAACGAGUUCAUCUUUGCCACCUCCAGCCAGGACAACUCGGUGAAGUUCUGGGAUUACAGACAGCCCAGGAAGUACCUAAACAUCCUGUCCUGUCAGGUACCAGUGUGGAAGGCCCGGUACACGCCAUUCUCCAACGGUCUGGUCACCGUCAUGGUUCCUCAGCUGAGGAGGGAGAACAGCCUGUUACUGUGGAGCACCCUCGACUUCAACAGUCCGGUUCACGCCUUCGUUGGACAUGAUGACGUGGUGCUGGAGUUCCAGUGGCGGCCACAGAAGGAAGGGUCUAAGGACUUCCAGCUGGUCACCUGGUCCAGGGAUCAGACUCUGAGGAUUUGGAGGGUAGAUCCUCAGUUGCAGAAGUUGUGUGUCAGUGACAUGGUGGAGGACCUGAUGGAGGGGAUGUCCCUCACCAUGGAGUCUGAAAAGUCUCUGUCGUCUCAGGAACCUGAGGGUCAGCAGAGCACUGUCCCCACUUCAGACAGCAUGCAGGGUAAGACAGAAAUCAUGAAAUCCCGGCGCUUUAAGACCAAGAGGGAAGGCGUGGACUACGGCAACCGUCCCAUCAAACUGGCUGGAAAAGUCAUCAUCCAGGAGAUCUCCUGCCUGCUGCCCGUCCACAAAACUCUGGGAGAGAGCUACAUUCUGGACAUGAAUGACAUCCAGGAUACGUGUCAGAAGAACGCAGCAGCAGCUCUGGCAGUUGGACGCAGAGACGUGGCGAAGGUUUGGGCUUUGGCAGCUGCAGCUACCAGUCACGACCUGAGUCCAGAUCCUGACCCAGACGCAGAAACUCCCUGGGCCAGACACCCGUUUGGGCGCCACUUGCUGGAGACUCUUCUGGACCACUACAGUCAGAUGAGUGAUGUUCAAACUCUCGCCAUGCUGUGCAGCGUCUUCAGGGCUCAGGCUCCGCCCCCUGACUGCUACGCACUGUACGGACACCAUUCCUCUCGUUUACCCCCACACUGUCGAUAUCCCAGCUACACAUCCAGCUCCAUCACCUCGGGCUCCUGCUCCAGCACCUCAGACUCCACCAGCACCUGGACCACAGUCAAAGACUCUGAGCACGCCAUCCCCUGGGGUGAACCCUCCCCUGACGACUAUCGUUAUGGCAACCAAGGCUACACUGAUCCUCGGGAACGGGAACGAGAGCUGCAUGACAUGAAUAAGAGGCUGCUGGACCCAGCCAACACGCUGCAAUUUGAUGACUUUAAGAAGUGUUACGGAGAGAUCUUAUACCGCUGGGACCUGAGAGACAAGAGAGCAGAUGUCCUCAAGUUCACAUCCAGCCCUCCAGAACCACACAAAGGGAUCGAGUUUGGUGUAUACUGCUGUCAUUGUCGCAGUCAGGCCCGUGGGACGCAGUGCGCUGUCUGCAAGCGUUUGACCUUCCAGUGUGCCGUCUGCCACGUGGCCGUCCGAGGCUCGUCCAACUUCUGCCUGAGCUGCGGCCAUGGAGGACACACCAAUCACAUGAUGGACUGGUUCCGACGGCAGGACGAGUGUCCAGCUGGCUGUGGCUGUCAGUGCCUGCUGCAGAGCACGUUCUGA